GUUAGUCAGAGUGUUGGCAGAGCUGCAGGAGAGGAGACGUCUCUCUGUUUCUCUCUGAAGACUAAUUCAACUGAAGACAAACACUGGUUGUAGAGAUGUCUGCUGCCAGCUGUCUGCUGACUGAAGAUCAGUUCCUGUGCUCCAUCUGUCUGGAUGUCUUCACUGAUCCUGUCACCUUACCAUGUGGACACAACUUCUGUCAAAACUGCAUCACUGAACACUGGGAUAGUAAUGUCUCCUGUCAGUGUCCCAACUGUAAAGAGAUGUUCUCCACCAGACCACAGCUGAAGAUCAACACCUUCAUCAAGGAGAUGUCUGCUCAGUUCAGACAGUCAGCUCAGCAGAAAUCCAGCAGCAGCAGCUCAGAGAGACAAGUUUCCAAACCAGGAGAAGUUCCCUGUGACGUCUGCACUGGAACCAAAGUGAAGGCCCUGAAGUCCUGCCUGGUGUGUCUGACUUCUUACUGUGAGACUCACCUGGAGCCUCAUCUGACCAAGUCAGGUCUGCAGAAACAUCCCCUGAUAGACCCUGUGGAGAACCUGGAAGACAGGAUGUGUGAGAAGCACGACAAACUGCUGGAGCUGUUCUGUAAGAACGACCAGAGGUGUAUCUGCGUGCUGUGCUCAGUUACAGACCACAAGACUCAUGAUGUUGUUCCUCUGAGAGAAGAAUUUGAAGGAAAGAAGAACGACAUCAGGCAGAUGAUCCAAACAAGACGAGUGAAGAUUGAAGAGCUCAAACACUCAGUGGAGCUCAGUGAUGAGAACGCAGACAGAGAGAUAGCAGAAGGUGUUGGAGUCUUCAGCGCUCUGAAAGAAUCUGUAGAGAGACGCCAGGCUGAGCUCAUCAACAGCAUCAAAGAGAAGCAGAGAGAGACGGAGAAACAGGCUGAAGGCUUCAUCAGAGAGCUGGAACAGGAAAUCUCUGAGCUGGAGAAGAGACGUGCUGAGGUGGAGCAGCUCUCACGCUCUGAAGACCACCUCCAACUCCUCCAGAACUCCACGUCUCUGAACGCUGCUCCACCCACCAAGGACUGGACUGAAGUCAGAGUCCAUCCACCUUCAUAUGAGGGGACUGUGGUGAGAGCUGUGAAGCAGCUGGAGGAGACCAUCAGUGAACAGAUAAAGAAGCUGAUUGAGACCAAGCUGAAGAGAGUCCAGCAGUAUGAGGUGGAUGUGACACUAGAUCCUGAUACAGCGAAUCCCUGGCUGAUCCUGUCUGAUGAUGGGAAACAAGUUUAUGAUAGUGAUGUGAAGAAAGAUCUCCCAGAAAAUCCAGAGAGAUUUGAGGAGUGUGUAAACGUCUUAUCAAAGCAGAAUUUCUUUUCAGGCAGAUUUUACUACGAGGUUCAGGUUAAAGAGAAGACUGACUGGGUUUUAGGAGUGGCAAGAGAGUCGAUCAAAAGGAAGGGAAAAAUCAGACUGACACCUCAGAACGGUUUCUGGACGAUACGUUUGAGGAAUGAAAAUGAGUACAAAGCUUGUGCUAGCCCAACAGUCCGUCUCUCUCUACAGUCUGGUCCUGAGAAGGUGGGGGUGUUUGUGGAUUAUGAGGAGGGUCUGGUCUCCUUUUAUGACGUAGAUGAUGAAAUUCUGAUCUACUCCUUUACUGGCUGCUCCUUCACUGAGAAAAUCUACCCAUUCUUUGGUACUGGUUUAAAUGAUGAUGGUAAAAACUCUGCUCCUCUGAUCAUCUCUCCUGUUGGUCACACUGAGUAGAAAUUAAAAUUGAUUUUCUGAACAAUGAUUUAGAGUCACUCCAUAUCCAAAUGUACAUUUUUAAGCAUGAAAAACAAUACAAUUUUGGGUCUUUAUAAUCAAGUCAAUAAAAGUUUUUUCUACAUUACAUUAAAUAAAUUUUUAACAAUACAUGAUGCCUCUGAACCAAGUCUACCCAGUUUUCCUGCAUUCAUCAAUAUAAUCCAUUCUGAUAACUGUUUUAGUGCCUUUCUGUCUGUUAAAUCCUCCAAAAACCAUGUACUCAGAAACAAACAGCAUGAACACAUAUCUGAAAUGUCUGUCUGCUGAAUGUCAAACAUUUUGAUUCUUUGAUGGAUGUAAAUAUGUCAAGUGUUUCAUACUGGCACCAAUAACUGAAGAUCAGUCUGUAAAUGAGACAACCUGACUGCUAUGUUUGACAUUUGAAAUAAAGGAGAUAAUCAAC
Molecule: messenger RNA, 2163 nt
Organism: Cheilinus undulatus (humphead wrasse)
Lineage: Eukaryota; Metazoa; Chordata; Actinopteri; Labriformes; Labridae
Product: E3 ubiquitin-protein ligase TRIM21-like
Exons: 2
Coding region: 96-1718 (540 amino acids)
Biological process (GO): protein ubiquitination
Molecular function (GO): zinc ion binding; protein binding; ubiquitin-protein transferase activity
Source: RefSeq, a predicted model, not a curated record